Messenger RNA from Drosophila willistoni, 309 nucleotides. Its product is annotated as glycine-rich cell wall structural protein 1.0. Bases 1 to 309 code for a protein of 102 amino acids. NCBI's taxonomy places the organism in Eukaryota, Metazoa, Arthropoda, Insecta, Diptera, Drosophilidae. The record is from RefSeq and is a predicted model, not a curated record. The transcript has a single exon.
AUGAAGUUCUUUGUGCUAUUCGUCGUGGUGAUCUUUGCUCUUUUGGCCUCCGUUCAGGCUAGACCAAACCCGCAUGGCGGUGGCGGCGGCGGUGGCAGUUUCGGUGGCGGUGGCUCUGCAUCUGCCACUGCCAAUGCCAGUGCCAAUGCUAAAGGUAAUGGCGGUAAUGCUAGUGCUGUUGCCAACGCGAACGCCAAUGCUCAAUCAGGCGGAGGUGGUGGCGGUCAUGGAGGACCUGGAGGCAAUUUCGGAGGUCCUGGAGGCAACUUCGGACACGGCCAUGGAGGACCAGGUGGCAAUCGUGGAUAA